Molecule: messenger RNA, 2068 nt
Organism: Fundulus heteroclitus (mummichog)
Lineage: Eukaryota; Metazoa; Chordata; Actinopteri; Cyprinodontiformes; Fundulidae
Product: kelch-like protein 10
Exons: 5
Coding region: 192-1958 (588 amino acids)
Molecular function (GO): protein binding
Source: RefSeq, a predicted model, not a curated record
ACAUUUCUAAGUUAAAUAGAUUUUAAAAGUAAACAUUGGAAUCUGCCGUUUGUGAGUCAUUGUGAUGUAAGGAGCUACCAUUCUACAAAGGGAUUUAUGACAAAGCAGCCGGUCCAGAAUUCCACUCUCCCCAAGCUGACCUGAAUGGAAGCAGCAACCAACUCAGGGUACAGCUUUUUUUUUUGUUGAACAUGAAUGAAGAGGUCCAGCCUUCAGACAAGCUGAGCAGCGUCUACAACCAAUUCCUCCUGGAGGGGAAAUUAACUGAUGUCGUCAUCAUAGCUGACAAUGAGGAAUUUCCAGUUCACAAGGCCAUCCUCUGUAACUGCACCCCAUAUUUCUGCGCUCUCUUCGCCCGGUGGUCCAGCCCAGACCAAAAUGUUUUUCACAUACCAGGAAUAUCGUCUAAAAUGAUGAGGCUCAUCCUGGACUAUGCAUACACCAACUCUCUCACCAUCACUGAGGAUAAUGUGUGGGACCUUCUUGAAGCAACAGAUCAGCUGAACAUACAGGAAGUUGUGCAUGUCUGCUACAUGUUCCUCGAGGGUCUAAUGAGGCCAGAGAACUGCAUCCAAAUCUGGAGGUACGCGACGGCCUACUCACAACCGGAGCUGCGCAGCAAAGCCUUUUCCUACAUCUUGAGGCACUUUGAGGAGCUUGUUCGGUGUAAUGAGUUCCUGGAGCUGUCUGCAGACGAGCUCGCUGAAAUCAUCGAAAAAGACAACCUGACUGUGAGAAAGGAAAGCGAGGUGUAUGAGGCCAUUUUGAGGUGGACUUCUCAUGCUCUGCAAGAGCGAGAGGCACACUUCCCAGCUCUCUUGGCUAAGGUCCGGCUGGCCCUCUUGAAUAUAGAGUAUAUCAGAGACAACUUGCUGCCUCAUCCGCUGGUGAAAAAACAGUGCCUGUCUCUUCUCUCUGAAGCCAUGGGAACCAUCAGUCAACUUUUAUUAUUUCGGCCCCAUUUGGCCGGCGUCUGUAACCCCUUCGGUCGCCCUCGUCUGCCGAAUGCCAUCCUAUUAGCCAUCGGUGGGUGGAGUGGCGGAGAUCCAACAAAUGCCAUUGAGGCGUAUGAUGUCCGCUUUGACCGCUGGACCAACGUGACGAAGAACCUCGAGCGCCCUUGUGCCUAUCACGGCACCGCAUUCCUCAACGGCUACGUUUACUGCAUUGGUGGUUUCAACAGGGUGGAGCAUUUCAACAGUGUUCGCAAAUUUGACCCCGUCACCUACACCUGGCAUGAAGUGGCUCCCAUGUACCACCGGCGCUGCUACGUCAGCGUGACUGUGCUAAAUGGUUGUAUUUAUGCCAUGGGAGGUUAUAACGGACACACACGACUCAGCACGGCAGAGUGCUAUCAGCCGGAGACGAACCAGUGGAAUUUGAUUGCUCCAAUGCACGAGCAAAGAAGUGAUGCAAGCUGUACCACCCUCAACAAUAAGAUUUACAUUUGUGGGGGAUUCAAUGGAAUGGAGUGCCUCCAGACAGCUGAAUAUUACACCCCAGAGACCAAUCAGUGGACAAUGAUCACCCCCAUGAACAGCCGGCGGAGUGGAAUAGGAGUCAUUGCUUGUGCAGGUCAUAUUUUUGCAGUUGGUGGCUUCGACGGCAACCGGCGUCUGCGCACUGCUGAGGCCUUCAACCCUGAGACCGAUCUCUGGAUGAAUGUGGCCCCCAUGAUCACCACCCGCAGCAACUUUGGCAUUGAAGUGCUUGAAAAUCGGCUCUUUGUUGUUGGGGGCUUCAACGGCUACACCACCUGCUAUAACGUUGAGUGUUACGACACUACAGCAGAUGAGUGGUCAGAGGUCUGCGACAUGGAGGUCUUCCGUAGCGCCUUGAGCUGCUGUGUGAUAUCAGGACUCCCAAACAUGGUCGAUUACAUGGUCCCUCGUGAUGCCCUGCCGCUGCUGCCUGUAGAGGAGGAGGAGGAGGAAAUGGAGUCAGGUGAUUCCUCCUAAAAAACAGUAAACCGAGGCAUCCUUUUCAGCGCCAUCGUCCAAGACAGGCACAACUACAACAUCACAUGAUUAAUAAAUCAUUCAUAGCAUCCAGCUACUGCUGAGCAGGC